Molecule: messenger RNA, 1653 nt
Organism: Symbiodinium necroappetens
Lineage: Eukaryota; Dinophyceae; Suessiales; Symbiodiniaceae
Source: the annotation of a GenBank genome assembly
AUGCCUUUCCGAGAUGUAGGCCUUCGGCAAUGCGGGCCUAGGGGCUGGAAGGCCCAAUGGCCGCGCUACCUCAGCUGCGUGGCAGCUGCCAUCACGGCAUGCGCAUUAGCUAGUCUUUCCGUAAGGCGGAGUGAGCCGGAAUCGUGGAGCUUCAGGCGAUUGCAGGUACAGGAGGAUGACAAGGAGGAGCGCUGUAAGCCAGCACGCAAGCCUGAGAUCUACGGCGCUCUCUUCAGUUUACCUCCGGUGGAAAUCAACUUUUGUGGGGAAAUCACUAUGACCGAGCUCGUGGGCACCAACUCAAAGGUCAGCAGCAUCUCGUUUCUGGCUCUAACGCAGGCUGCCGAGGUUGUUACGCUCGUGGAAGCUGGUGGCCCCAUCUACCAGCUCAAUGUACUGUCUGAUACAAGCCCCCGUGCAAAGUGGGACAUAAACCGCCCUCCAGUUAGAACCUUCGGAGGUAAUUCCUGUUUGGACUUCACCCAGUUCUGUGAAGUGGCAUCCAUAACACCGCUUCUAACUGGAUUUGUUGUGGUAGACAGGCAUCGUUUGCAAGAGUUCAAUGUGUCCUGGGGCGAGUCUGGGUCUCAAGAGGUUGUCGUCAGCACCUUGGGGAAGAUGAACAUGGAAGCGGUAGAGGGUGAUACCGAGCUCAGAUUCCCAACUUUUCUAGCUGCGUACGAGCCGUACAACUCAACGCACAUCGGCCCGGACUUCCCCAUCACUCCCUUGUUUCCUCACGCUCGGAGUCGCUACUUCUUCGUGUCUGAUACAGGAAAUCACCGCGUGAUUUUUCUGGAUGCCACAAGCCAUUCGACCUUAAAGUACGUCGAGUCGUUUGGGGUGAUGGGUGAGGCCCGCAGUGAUCGGACCGGCUUCAACUUUCCCUCCGGUAUCGCUGUCAUGGCGCCGACCGACGAGAGCUUCUUCGGACCCACGAUUGCAGCCGUUUUCGUGGCGGACCGUCGCAACAACCGCAUCGUAAAGCUGCGGCUGGCCUACAGGACGGCUCCAAGCCAUUCAAGCUACAGGGGAGAGAUGCCCAGUCUUAUCUGGGGAGGGGAGUACUUUCGAGACGUGACGGGCAUGAACUUCAACGAGAGUCUUCUGGAUCCUGUUGGCAUCUCAAUCUACAGGCAUUUCAUCUUCGUGUGCGAGGCCGAGGGCAAUGCGAUCACAAUAUUAACAACGAACUACGUGGCGCACGAGGAGCUCAUCUAUGUCACAGAGCUUUAUCCACCCCCCUCCAUCCAGCUCACCGGCAGCUUCUCCACAACGGAGCAGGGCUACCUUUGGUUUGCGUAUGUUCGGCGACCUUCGACUAACGGUCUCGGCAGCAUCUAUCUGCCGGAGCCGAUCGUAGAGUCGCCUCCAGCCUCCUGGAUUGAGGAGUUCCGUACGCAGUGCACCAAUGCCACCAUCUACAACACUGUGAUUAUGGCAAACUCCACGCUUUACGACGAGCAUGUGCUCUACGUUCUGAAUGCAGCGCGCAUCAACUGGCGCUUUCCGUACCGGCCCAACUAUCUGAGCAAGGAUUCCUUCAAUCUCAGUGUGAUGCGAGGGCCUCGCAGUGAGAACCAUUGCGGUUUCAGUGCGUGGGCUACACGGUUUGGUUCUCCGGUCCUGUGGACCGAUCCCGUGGACUGGUGA